Molecule: messenger RNA, 1032 nt
Organism: Miscanthus lutarioriparius
Lineage: Eukaryota; Viridiplantae; Streptophyta; Magnoliopsida; Poales; Poaceae
Source: the annotation of a GenBank genome assembly
AUGUACCGCCAGAAGAGAAAGGAAAAGCACAUUACAUCCAACCAAAAGUACAAAAGCUAUGAAUCAAAUAUAGAGGAAAUACUAAAAGGAUAUGAUUCUCUCGUCCCAAAAAGGUACAAAUACUCAGAGGUAAAGAAGAUAACCGGAUGUUUCAAAGAUAAGUUAGGAGAAGGCGGCUAUGGCACGGUAUUUAAGGGGAAUUUUGAAGAUGGCCGGAAGGUUGCUGUGAAACUACUGAAAGGAUCAAAAGGAAAUGGAGAGGAGUUCGUGAAUGAGGUUGUGAGUAUCCAUAGGACAUCUCAUGUAAAUAUUGUCAAUUUACUUGGUUUUUGUUUACAUGGACCUAAGAGAGCACUUAUUUACGAAUACAUGGCUAAUGGAUCAUUGGAGAAGUAUAUACAAUCAGAAGAAACAAAAAGGGCCAUUGGAUGGGAAAAGUUGCGAGAAAUAGCAACAGGAAUUGCGCGAGGCUUGGAAUAUUUGCAUCGGGGCUGUAAUACACGGGUCAUCCAUUUUGAUAUCAAGCCAAAUAACAUACUUCUAGAUGAAGACUUUUGUCCCAAAAUAGCAGAUUUUGGAUUGGCGAAACUGUGUCAUCUUAAGGAUAGUGCCCUCUCAAUGGCUGAAGCAAGAGGUACCAUCGGUUUUAUUGCUCCAGAAGUAUUUUCAAGGGGUUAUGGACUUGUGUCCACCAAGUCAGACGUAUACAGCUACGGAAUGAUGUUGUUAGAAAUGGUAGGAGGAAGGAAGAAUCUUACAGAAGACACUGAGAAUUCUAGUCAACAAUAUUUUCCAAACUGGGUUCAUGACCGUUUGGUUAAAGAUUUACAAAGUCAUGAAGUCACAUGCAAGACUGAAGAGAUUGGAAAACAGAUGACCCUUGUUGGCUUGUGGUGCAUACAAACGACUCCAGAAAAUCGUCCAUCCAUGAGCAGGGUUAUAGAAAUGUUGGAGAAGAACGUAGAUGAAUUGGAAAUGCCCCCGAAACCAUUGCUUUCGUGUCCCUCGGUGCCGUCUCAUUUUUCAUCCUAA